AUGCGCUUACUUGCUCUUCUGCCUAGGAAUACCCUCUUGUCAUUUAGUGCAGUUUCGAAUGUCCCCGUGGACGAGAGCAUGUUCAGUCUCCUCCUCACACAGCAGCAGAAGCUGGCGGAGUUGGUGCUAGGACCUGUCACGUUCAACUGCGUCCCACUCUUGUCUUCUGGCUACUUCGGCGAUGCUCUAUGGUCAACGUUGCAUAGUCUAGCCAUUCCGGAAGUCAUUGGCAGCAAAGACGAUCUGCACGCAUAUUGGUAUAUGUUACAGCGGUGCUCCGAGCUCGAAUAA
Fulvia fulva is the source of this 291-nucleotide messenger RNA. RefSeq lists its product as uncharacterized. The record is from RefSeq and is a predicted model, not a curated record. The transcript is spliced from 2 exons. Lineage: Eukaryota; Fungi; Ascomycota; Dothideomycetes; Mycosphaerellales; Mycosphaerellaceae. Bases 1 to 291 code for a protein of 96 amino acids.